AUGGCGGUUUCAGCCAGAUACCUAGAAGCCGUCGGCUCCGACGACUUUGACUCGAACGAGUACGAGCGAAGAUGUCUCGGUAUUCUGAUUCCCAUGCUGAAUGAUAAGAACACGACGGAACCACACGAUGAUGGUCUCCUUGUGUCGGCGUUGCUACUGAGACUCCUCGACGAGAUGACCGACCCUGCAGAAAGCCACCUGAUAAUCAGGCACACUGUGUCAGCGCCGCUCCUAUUGCGAAUGAGGCAACGUAGCACAAGACAUACCGAGCUCAGCAACGCAGCAAUGACGAUAGUCCUCAGACAGGAGAUCCUCGUUGCCAAUAUGGUCAAAAGACCCGUUGAGCUUCUGGGUCGUGACUGUGAUAUAGAUGACGGACUGGGUUCUGCAACCGAUGUCAUGUGGGCGCAUAGGAUGACGGCGCACGCAGCUCGAGUCACCAACUACGCAUACGGCAGCGAGCCUCGAACCCUGGAUGCGUGGGAUCUCCUCUGGCGGUAUCUAGAGGAUUGGGACAGCGCAAAGCCAAUUGCUUUCGAGCCGCUGAACGAAACCAGCACGGAAAGUCACGUAGGAUCUUUUCCGGCUCUCUAUUACUUGUCAGACUGCGCAGUCAGCGGUCGACAGUACUUGGAGAUCUGCAAGAUCAUUCUCCUGGCUCAUGAUCCGCGGACGCCCAGCCUAGGCUUGGGGAGGUUGAGCUAUCUGAGGGCCCAGGAAGAGAAGAUUCGGAACGCGGUUCGUACUAUCUGCGGUAUUUGGUUGUCCAACCAGGAGUACGUUCCAGCCCGAGUUCUGGCGGGACUCGCGAUUGGUAUGACUGGGGAGCUGUUCACUGAGGUUAAUGAGACUUCGCGGUUGUUGGAGAUCCUGUUGGAGGCUGAGAGGCAUGUUGGAUGGCCGUGUCUCAAGGUCAGCCCUGGCUUACGGAGGUUUUGGGGUCUGGAAGACGCUACGACGGGUUGA
Messenger RNA from Colletotrichum karsti, 966 nucleotides. RefSeq lists its product as uncharacterized. NCBI's taxonomy places the organism in Eukaryota, Fungi, Ascomycota, Sordariomycetes, Glomerellales, Glomerellaceae. The record is from RefSeq and is a predicted model, not a curated record. The transcript has 2 exons. Bases 1 to 966 code for a protein of 321 amino acids.